AUGACGACCGCGGUAAGAACCGCUGGCCGGCCAAGAAUACCCGCUGAUUCAACCGUCUCGGCGUCACGUAACGCCGAUGAGGAUUACAAGAAGGCCUGCAAGGAGGUUGCCUAUACCUUUGAGUACGUAGUCCGGUGUCCCUUUGGCACCAGGCACGGCAAUGACGAGGACAAGGAAGACCGCGAGCAGCACCUCGCCUUCGUGGAACUCGAGAGGCAAAAGCCCAAGCAGAAAUGCGACGGGGGCAAGACGUGCCUCUGCACCAAGCCGGCGGCCAAGCACCCGGACGUGCCCUAUGUCAUCACACACGCCGGCUUCCGCAAGCUCAUGAACCAGUAG
Molecule: messenger RNA, 339 nt
Organism: Colletotrichum fioriniae
Lineage: Eukaryota; Fungi; Ascomycota; Sordariomycetes; Glomerellales; Glomerellaceae
Source: RefSeq, a predicted model, not a curated record